Puma concolor (puma) is the source of this 765-nucleotide messenger RNA. NCBI's taxonomy places the organism in Eukaryota, Metazoa, Chordata, Mammalia, Carnivora, Felidae. The record is from RefSeq and is a predicted model, not a curated record.
AUGCCGGGACGCUACAGAGUUGUUCCAUCGCUACUGUCCUUCCAAGAGCUGAGCUUCCUCAUUAAUGAGCGUGGUGACUCCUACCCACUUCAGAAUUUCGAAACGGGAAAUGCUUCCCAAAGUCCAAUCGGACAUCAGUAUCCUUGGGCAGCAAAGGGUAUCAAAAUCAACUUUCGAAGCAACUGGCUUUACGAGAAAGAUGAUUUACCUGCAGUGAUAAAAAUACACUGCAUUCUCUCCCCUCUACUUAACCGGAGUCCGGAGUCUGAUGACCAGCUGAACUCCGAGGAAAAGAAGAAGAGAAAGCAACGGAGGAACCGGACGACCUUCAACAGCAGCCAGCUGCAGGCUCUGGAGCGCGUCUUUGAGCGGACACACUACCCAGACGCCUUUGUGCGAGAGGACCUCGCCCGCCGGGUGAACCUCACCGAGGCCAGAGUGCAGGUGUGGUUUCAGAACCGAAGAGCCAAAUUCCGCAGGAAUGAGAGAGCCAUGCUGGCCAAUAAAAACGCUUCCCUCCUCAAAUCCUACUCAGGGGACGUGACUGCCGUGGAACAACCCAUUGUACCUCGUCCUGCUCCAAGACCCACCGACUAUCUGUCCUGGGGGACGGCCUCUCCGUACAGCGCCAUGGCCACUUACUCUGCCACAUGUGCCAACAAUAGCCCUGCACAGGGCAUCAACAUGGCCAACAGCAUUGCCAACCUGAGACUGAAGGCCAAGGAAUAUAGUUUACAGAGGAACCAGGUGCCAACAGUCAACUGA